Sardina pilchardus (European sardine) is the source of this 1087-nucleotide messenger RNA. RefSeq names its product U8 snoRNA-decapping enzyme. The transcript has 4 exons. Gene Ontology annotation, cellular component: nucleus. The coding region runs from base 98 to 706 and encodes 202 amino acids. The record is from RefSeq and is a predicted model, not a curated record. Gene Ontology annotation, molecular function: phosphodiesterase decapping endonuclease activity; snoRNA binding. NCBI's taxonomy places the organism in Eukaryota, Metazoa, Chordata, Actinopteri, Clupeiformes, Clupeidae. Gene Ontology annotation, biological process: sno(s)RNA catabolic process; mRNA catabolic process.
UCCGUUUCCGUGUUAUGUGCGCUCCUUCGACAUUUUACAUUCAUUCAUUUAGUGUGCACACUUAAACAAACACCGUGUAUGUAUUUCCAUUAGAACCAUGUCGACGCAAAUUUCACCUACUAGUAUAGGGAAAGAAGAGUCAUUGUCGCUCGUUGGCCAUAGACAUGCUUGCCAUGUCAUGCUUCACGCUGACACCAAAGCCAAACUGUUUGGAAGAACUCCAAUUAAACACAUUGUACUGAUGCAGAUGCGUUUCGAUGGUUUGCUGGGGUUCCCGGGUGGGUUAGUUGAACCUAAAGAGAAUCUAGAGGUUGGCCUUAGCCGGGAGCUGGGAGAAGAACUGGGGAUGGCUGUCCCCAUAACUCCUCAAGAUCAUGUGGUGUCCUGUCCCGCUCCAUCGUGUCCCAAUCUCAUCACUCACUUUUAUGUGAAGAAGAUGGAAGAGUCAGAGAUCAAGGAAGUGGAGAGAGCUGCUGUAACUAUGGCAACAGACCAUGGAUUAGAGGUCAUGGGGAUGGUUCGAGUCCCCCUCUACUUCCUGAAGAAUGGUGGAGGUCUUCCCUCAUUCCUGUCACACUCGUUCAUUGGUAACUCUCGCUCCCAGCUGCUGUCUGCCCUGCAGCAGUUUGGUCUGGUGUCCCAGGGGGAGCUGGAUGAGGCCGUCAGACAGGCUGACCAGCUGAGGCAGCGUCCUAAUGCGCAGUGAUGGGGAGGGGGUGCUGUGUCUGCUGUCUGCCCUGUGUGCCUGGGAGUCCACAGGACGAGAUCUGAUUCCAACAUUCUCCAUAGGAGAGACACCUGGCGUCACACUCAGCCUCAAGGACCCCCAUGGCCCCUGUCACCUCCCCUCUACUUCUGCGUCUCUCUCCCAGGGGGCAUUUGGAUGACAGUGGCACGCAUGGCGUGUGUAACAGCUUGUAACAUGUUCUGUACAUCUGUACAUGUCCUUUAGCCAUGUCAUGACAUGGGCUGCCAGACACUUAGAGACAUGACUCUUUGACAUUAGCAGAGGAUGGCGAGAUCACCAUGGUCUCCACAUGAGAGCAUGCACAAGUUUAAUUAUUAUUAAUUUUUUUACAUUUUUUUU